UUUGUUAAUAAAUAAGUUAUUCAAAAACAAAAGUUAAGAGUAAAAACUAUUAUUAAAAAUAAAUUCGGUUAAUUAUUAGCUUAGUAUUAUUCAUUAGCUAUUAAAAUGAAACAGAGAUCAUAAAGUGCGACAGUUAAGUCAGCCUCUGAUAUGACUGUAAGAUAAAUGUUUGAUGUGGCUACACGUAAUCAAAUAUGGGGCAUAGAAGGUUAUGAAAUAUCUAGAAAAUAUGUUGAUCCUUAGAAAUAAAUUAAAGAUAGAGAAUUUGCUGAACUUAGAGACAAGAAUAAAUUACCUACUAAGAAUAAAAAUUAUGUAACUAAAAGGGGACAUUUCUACAAUGAUUUAGAGAAGCAAUUCAAGGGUUAUCCUGGACCAAAUAAAUAUAAGUUAGAUUAUGUUUGGGUUUCUUAAAAUGAUAUUGAAAAAGGAAGAAAGAAACCUCACGAUACUAAAAAGAAUACAUAUAUAGAUAACAUUAUUGAUGAAUCUAAGAAAAGACCUGUUCCUGGACCAGGAAAAUACAAUAUUACAAAGACAGAAGAAUAAAUCAAAAAGGAAGUUUAAGAAAUGAAGAGCAAGAAAAUUAAGUAAGGUGAAAGAGUUGAUUUUCUCUGCGAAUACUAAUAUGUUGCUGCUUAAACUCCAGGUCCUGGCCAAUACAAUGGAAGAUAAAUAUAGCCUAAGUUGUAAGCAAAUAGAACUAAACCUGAUGAUUGGAUAAAUAAGCAUAAAGCAGAAGGUAAGAAAAGAAUCAAAUCUGCUUUUCCUGAUGUAGGUACUUACAAGCCUAUUCUAUUUAAUACCUUCAGUAAAAUCGAAGAAAUGAAUUAGAAGCAAGGGACCAGACCUAAAAGUAACUAUUUAGGUACAGCUGAGAGAUUUGGUGGAUCAUCUAAAAAAUCUAAGACAUCAGGACCUCCUGGGCCUGGAUAGUACCCUCUUAUUGCUAAUUGGCCAGGUAAGGAAGAAGGAAAAAAGAAAGAUAGCAAAGCCAAAAAUUGGAUGUAUAAUAUCACUAAAGGUACAUAGGAAGUUAGAUCUAUUUACUAUUGA
This is a messenger RNA of Tetrahymena thermophila SB210, 1056 nucleotides long. Its product is annotated as sperm-tail PG-rich repeat protein. The record is from RefSeq and is a predicted model, not a curated record. The transcript has 6 exons. NCBI's taxonomy places the organism in Eukaryota, Ciliophora, Oligohymenophorea, Hymenostomatida, Tetrahymenidae.